GUCAUGACCGUCGAAGAGGACAUGGCGCUCUGCUGUCCCCAAUAUUGGGACAGCCGAUACGUCAAAUCGGGCGGAGUUGAUUCUACUUACUUACUAGUAGCCUCGCUCUUUUCGCUGAUCUUGAGCCCUUUUUUUUUUCCCCAGAGGCAUCUCUUCAAGACUCAGGACGUAAAAGCAAAAGAGGUCUCACUCAUCCUGCAUCUGGGAUCAGGAAACAGUGACAUUUCGCACUACCCCGGCACAUGAAUACUCCUUAUAAUCCCAGUUUUUUUUCUUCAUAAUUAACCGUGCUAGGUAUUCAUAUAUCUAGUUCAUCCCUGUUGACCCUGCGUCCCGUGGUUACAACAGCAGCUCUGUGUCGAUUUCUCUUCUCCGGUUGUCAGCCCUAUGACCGAUCGUCAUGCUGAGCUCGGUGGGAGUGGGUGGAAGCUUACUGAUGUGCACAGCAUGGUUGAUCUUGCAGACAAGUCCAUCAAUUUUGGCCUUAACAAAGGGACCAUUGAUGCGAUAAUUUACGGUACCCCUUGGAGUCCCCCGUAUGAGGUCGAGGACAGCACCAGUCGAUACAUGAAAGACGUCUUACACCAACCAAAUACCCUAGCGCAUGUCUCCCCCACUAGUCAUCAAGGUCUCUCGAGUACUGAAAGACAACGGAACCUUCAUCUACAUUAUAUUCAGGCGGUCUCGUCCAUCCAGCCUCUCUUGAACCCGGAUUGGCAUUUAGGACCUUAAAAUGCAGAUUCUUAGGCGAGAAGACUCCUUUGAGUGCUAGGGACAUGCAAUCAAGAGGAAGUCCUGAUUCUUAUUUUAGUACGGGGACGGUCCCAGUAACAUCACACAACAAGGACGC
Molecule: messenger RNA, 850 nt
Organism: Ilyonectria robusta
Lineage: Eukaryota; Fungi; Ascomycota; Sordariomycetes; Hypocreales; Nectriaceae
Exons: 1
Coding region: 388-732 (114 amino acids)
Source: RefSeq, a predicted model, not a curated record